This is a messenger RNA of Paracoccidioides lutzii Pb01, 351 nucleotides long. RefSeq lists its product as hypothetical. Gene Ontology annotation, cellular component: cytoplasm. The coding region runs from base 1 to 351 and encodes 116 amino acids. Gene Ontology annotation, molecular function: calcium ion binding; alpha,alpha-trehalase activity. The transcript has 3 exons. The record is from RefSeq and is a predicted model, not a curated record. Gene Ontology annotation, biological process: trehalose catabolic process.
AUGACCUUGCCAGCAGAGGUCCAUUCUUCACAUCCGCGCCGUGGUUCGCACUCUUCCAGUGCAGACCCAUUUUCCGAGCCUGACAUAUAUUAUGGCGAGGAGGAACAUCUAAGGAGACAAGCCCAGGCUCAUCGAAGGACGCUGUCAUCUAGCCUGAAACGAUUUGACUUCUCCGAUCUGCAUGAUUUUAUCGGGAAAACUCCACCAAGACGCACGAGUCAUGACGAACGGUCACAUUCCCGCAAAUUCCUUAUCGAUGUCGAUGUCACAUUGGAGACGUUGCUGGAGCGUGAAGAUACAGAUAACAAUGCGCAAAUAACGAUAGAAGAUCAGGGCCCUAAGGCAAGCUGA